AAGUAGUAUCUUCGUAUUUACUGCAAAAUUCUGAGCAAAGAUAUAUGACAAAGUGCUUUGAACUUUUCCAUCUAGGAACUUCGGAAUCUUCAGCUCCGUUGUGUUCUGGGUCUUUCGGUUUCAAGUUUCGUCUUAAUAACUACGUGAGCAAGUAGUCUUCGAGGACGGACGAAGAAGGACGAAGAAGAAGCAGAAGAGGAUGAGGAGGAGGAGGAGGAAGAAAUGAGGAGGAGGAGGAGAUCUGUGGGAUAAAAAUAGCACGGUACCGUCGCAAAAUAAAAACUAAUGAUGCGAUCCUGCGGAAUGACGUUCCCGAGAGCCGGACUCGCCGAGCAAGGAGGGGAGCAGAAGGUGGAGAAGCACAAGGAGUACAGGCGGAGGAAAAGGUCGUUGCCUAAAAGGAAUAUCAGGAUUCGCCGCUGGAAGAGGAAAAGGAGCGGAGAAGAAGUUCUCCUGUAUUCUCUAGCCCAGCUAAAUAAUAUCGUUGUCGAUUAUAAUCGCUGGCGCUAGCUGAAAAUAGUGUAUAUCCCGUAUUCGACUGUCGGUUAUACGCACAUUAAUCGUGUGUUACGCGUCAUCCAAAAAUCCCCGAAGACAUAUACGCCCGGCGAAUAUUCUCGGGAUCCUGUUCCCGCUGUGUAGGUAAAGCGUUAAUCUGGUCUCCGCUGGAAGUCUCGGUGGGCACCGUCGCGACGAUGGUGGGAGCCAACAGCAAGCGGUGGUUGUGCGUGCGAAGAAUCUCCCACCCUCUCUGCGAUCACGCGCUGGAUCGCGCUACUCGACCUGUCUCCACCUCGUAGUCUCUCCGCGGUAUAAGGAGAACACUUCUGUGUAGUAGCUCGGUUAAGGUGGCUUUGCCAGGUAACCAACCAGUCGGUUCGCCAGCCAGUCAAUUAAGCAUCAGUCAGCCAUUGGCCAGUCAAUCAUCCAGCGAACCAAUUAGCCGGUCAAUUAAUCAGUCAAUCAGUCACCCAGCCGAUCAACCAGCCAGCUAGUCGCCAUUGAGCCAGUCAGCUAACCAGUCGGCCAGUCAUUUAAUCAGUUAGCUAGGAACUAGCCAGACAGACAGCCAGGUAGCUAGUCCAGCAACCAGCUAACUAGUCAACCAGCCAGCUUGAAGAAAACAAUUGUACGUGUACACCGUGUACGUGCCCAUCGAGGUGCACACCGGUCUUAUAAUGGCGCGGCGCAGUGACCGUUUUGGUACGAUAAAAGUCGGGGGCAGCCUUCGGGUGUUCCUGCGCCGAUUCGAGGAGAGCUGAGGGAAAAAGAAGAGGGAGAGGAACGGGUUCUCCGGUGCCCGUGUGCAGUCUAGUCGAAGACACAGGAUGAUAGCAAACGUCCGAUGAGCAUCCUGCUUCCCGUUGCCCUCCUGCCAGAGCAAGAACAGUCUUCCGACGGGGGUGAUUUAGCCCACCGCCUACCGCAGCCUUCUUCACCGCUACUACGGUGAGAAGAAGAGAUGCCAAGAGGAGAAGAAAUGUCUUCCAGUCGAGAAUCGUGCGGAACCGCCGUCGCACGGCCUCGCAGCACCGCAGCAGAAGACAUGUCGACCACGAAGAGGAAAACGAAGACGAAAACGGUUCCGCCGGACGGCGGAUGGGGCUGGGUGGUUCUCUUCGCCGCUCUUGUGGUCAACUUUCUGAUCCCGGGCACGGUCAAGUCGUUCGGCGUGCUCUUCGUCGAGUUCCUGCACGUUUUCAAGGCGUCCUCCACAGCGGCCUCCUGGAUGCCGGCGUUAUGCUACUUUCUGUACAGCUCGUUAGGUCCCUUAUCUAGUAUUCUGUCAACCAAGUAUUCCUACAGAACGGUGACCCUCAUCGGCGGCACCUUCGCAGCUAGCGGGAUGAUGUUAAGCUAUUUCGCCAAUUCAGUUACCUACCUUUACGUCAGUUACGGGCUCAUGGUCGGGAUCGGCGCUGGAUUAUCAUUUCCACCGACGGUCUACAUCGUUACGUCGUACUUCGAGAAGCUACGGGGUGUUGCGAACGGCUUAUGCAUAUCCGGCAGUGCGAUCGGUACCAUAGUGCUACCGCCGCUACUGCAAUAUCUUUUAGAUUGCUUCGGAUACAGAGGAGCGGUACUGAUCAUGGGCGCGAUUACGUUGAACACGCUGGUCUGCGGUCUUUUGUACCACCCGGUCGAGCAGCACAUGAAAACCGUAGUCUUAGACGAGGGAAUCGACAAUGAGGCAUUGACUCUCGAUGAACCCGUCGACAGGAAGCAAGAGCCGGACAAGAGGAUGGGGAUCAGUGCUAAGUUCGAUUCGAGUCUUCAAAAUGCGCACGACGAUGACAAACGAGUGUACAAACUCUCGGAUCUCCAACACAAUGUGGUGUUGCAAUCGGUGAACGAGAAAGCGUAUUACCAACCUGAAGAGAAUUCAGCUUACGAAGAGAUUGACCGGAGGGCUACGGAUCCAAAAGUACAGUCUGACCUCGUCGCAAAGGAGCCAAUCUCUCGAACACAGGACGACGUCCUGCAAAAAGACAUUCCGGACGCGAACGAUACUCACGCGACGAUCUGUUUAAGUCUCGUUUCGAAGGACAAUGGACACGGCGGAGACAGCGGUGGGGACAGCGAAAACGUCUCAGACAGGGGCGCGCUGAAUUUGUCGCGUCGGAGCAACGCUUCUCCCGAGGACAGCAAGACACGAUUCGAUUCUUCGAAGAGCAUAGAAAACCACAAAGAAGAGAGUAACGGAAGGUACGUGGAGGAGCCUAAGCGGAGCGACGUGCACUCCAAGUCGUCGAAAGCACCGGACAAGUCCGAGAAGACGCGUUUCUUCGACUUGAGCGUGUUGAGGGACCCCAUCUACUUGGUGAUCCUCAUCUCCAACUCCACGUCCGCUAUCAGCAACACAAACUUCAUGAUUUUGUUGCCUUCUUACGCGAUCGCCGAGGGCUUCGACAAGAAUUCAUCCGCUUUGCUCUUGUCCAUAGUCUCUGCGCUGGAUUUAGUCGGCCGCAUCGGCGGAGCGUCUUUAUCCGACAUCGACUUCAUACCGAAGUAUUAUUACUUCGUGGGUGGACUCGGCACCAGCGGUAUCGCUCUGGCGUUACUACCUAUGGCGACCAGUUACACCAUGCUGUCGUUCUUCUGCGGCCUUUUCGGUCUCUCCUCGGGUAUGUACAUCGGCAUCACCACGGUCAUCUUGGCAGACAUGCUGGGCACUGAGAAGCUCAGCUCGUCCUAUGGCAUCUCGUUGUUUGUCAACGGUGUGCUGCAACUGGUUGGACCGCCUGUCUGCGGGAUCAUCUUCGAGAACGUACUCUCCUACAAGCCGAUCUUCUUAGCCUUUGGAAUCAUCUUAAUUCUGGGCACUGCGCUUUGGGCAGCGGUACCGAUUAUCAAGAGGAACAAUAAAAAGGAUCUAGAAGCGAUAUGAAAAAUUAUAUUUGCCAUCUGACGAGUGUCCCGACGAACUGACGAAGUGAGUGCUCUGUGCUUCUGAAAUACUUUAUUGUAUUACAAGUUUUACAAGGACUUAUUUUAGAUUGUUGGAUUUAAACGGGACCGCGUCGAUGAAGGCGAAUGAGUAUAGUAAUGAGUGUGUAACGAAGACUCGUUAGAAAUUAAACUAUAGUUAUUGGGGAUAGGAUGAACAAUUUUGAAUUUUGUCAGAGAUCCAUCGACGAUCUAUAUGUUGCUUAAAAUAAAAGAGACUUUCAAAUAUC
Harpegnathos saltator (Jerdon's jumping ant) is the source of this 3677-nucleotide messenger RNA. RefSeq names its product monocarboxylate transporter 3. The transcript has 6 exons. The record is from RefSeq and is a predicted model, not a curated record. Lineage: Eukaryota; Metazoa; Arthropoda; Insecta; Hymenoptera; Formicidae. Gene Ontology annotation, biological process: transmembrane transport; monocarboxylic acid transport. The coding region runs from base 1463 to 3388 and encodes 641 amino acids. Gene Ontology annotation, molecular function: monocarboxylic acid transmembrane transporter activity.